AUGGCAGACCCAUACAACCCAUACACUUCAUACUCAACACCCACUCCGGGCGGAGUCGGCUAUUACCCACCAGAGGAGCAUGUCCAGCAACAGGCAUAUCCGUACCAGCUACCAUACGACAAUUACAGCAACACACAGCUUCAGCAACGCCCGAACUAUGACUAUAAUGCCCAGCCAAGCCAAUACCAUCUCGCUCCAGACGCAUACCAAAAUGCCGCACAAGAGCGAAGCUAUACGCCAACAGGACAACCAGACCACCUAGGUCCAGUGCCAACACCAGCACAGGGAGGGAAAUCCCCCGGAAACAUGGGAUACUAUGAUGGCCACCCAGACCAACAGCCCCGAUACACCCCAUCCCCAGGUCCCACGCCAGCGUUGCAUGUAUCAGAGGCUACUGGUCCACAAUUUGACGAAGAGGGUCGCCCGCUAGAGAACGAAGGGGAAACCGAUCGCGGACUAGGAAGUUCUCUUGCUGGUGGUGCGGCGGGAUACUACUUGGGCCAUAAGAAGGAUCAUGGAUUCCUGGGUGCUAUUGGUGGGGCUAUUGUUGCGAAUCUUGUAGAGCAUAAGGUUAAGGAUCAUCGGAAGGAGAGCUCUGGCGGGCACGAACAUGAACAUGGUCAUGAACAUGGCCAUCAUGGGCACCAUCAUCAUCACCAUCAUAGUCGGAGCCGGAGUCAUUCACGACAUCGUGGAGAGGAGGAUUAUUGA
Penicillium odoratum is the source of this 711-nucleotide messenger RNA. RefSeq lists its product as uncharacterized. The coding region runs from base 1 to 711 and encodes 236 amino acids. The transcript is spliced from 2 exons. NCBI's taxonomy places the organism in Eukaryota, Fungi, Ascomycota, Eurotiomycetes, Eurotiales, Aspergillaceae. The record is from RefSeq and is a predicted model, not a curated record.